Molecule: messenger RNA, 2120 nt
Organism: Phascolarctos cinereus (koala)
Lineage: Eukaryota; Metazoa; Chordata; Mammalia; Diprotodontia; Phascolarctidae
Source: RefSeq, a predicted model, not a curated record
ACGAACCCCGGACAGGAGCGGUUGCCAUGACUCCCGCAGAGCCAGUCGGCCGCUGCAGUUUGGAGUCGCCGACCGACCUCCUGGGAGUCUCUGCCGCAUUUCGGCGACGGGGGCAUUUUUCAGCCUUUCCGCAGAACCAGGCCCGCUCGCAGCCUCGACAGCCGGGAGAGACAGCCGCCUUUUCUUAUUUCUUUCCCUUUCUUUCCCUCCCUUCCGCGCCCUUUCUCCGGCUCCUGCCCCCAGCACCCCCCCUACACCUGGUGGAGUGAAUGAGUGCGUGAGGAGAGGCCUUCUGGGCUGCAGGGGUGUGCGCGCGUGCGUGCCCCCGAACUGUGCGUGCGCGUGUCCCGAGCUGUGUGUGCGCGCCGAGCCCGCACUUGCCCUGAACUGUCUGUGCUCGCGCGCCCCAAUCCCGCGCGUGCCCCCAGCGGGGGCGCGCGCCCAACCCCACUCAGGACUGGGGUUUUACCAAGGCCUGGGCGUGCUGGGAGGACUGGGGCCGCCCUUAGCAACUCUCCGCGGAGAUGGGCAGCCGAAGCCGAGGAGGGGGAGGCCCUGUGGGGUCCUAGGUUCACCGGCCACUGCUGUACAGACGAGCUUUUAAUACUCCACUCCCUUGUCUAGCAAGCAAGGGACCCGUGGCCUCUUUGUCCCCCUCUUGGCCCCAGAAGGCGUCCAGCCUUCUGCAUUUUUCCAGGCCACGACUUUGUCCCUACAAAAUUGUUUAAUUGACACCUUUUGUUUUCAGUCAUUUCCUGAAUCCCCCCUUCUCCCUCCCCCGCCCCCCAUCUUGUCUUCUCCCUGUUCAAUUCUGCUGGAUCAGUUUCCUCAUCUGUAAAAUGAAGGGGUUGGACGAGCUGCUUCUGAGGUCCCUUCAAGCACUAGAUCUGUGAUCCUGUGAUCCUGUGACUUCUUUUCUGGCCUUAUUAUCCGUCUUAUUGAAUUUUUUUUUCUUCACCUCUCCUGGGCCAUAGUGCACUUUCAGUGUUCAUUCAUAGAGCCCCAACCCCUAAAACUCAUAGACUGUCUCACUCUGCUUUCCUACUGUGAUGCUGUGGGUAGGGGCUUGUUUCCCAUUUGGUAUCCCCAGGAUUAUUUGGAACAGUCUAUCUAUUACUCUGCACUAUCACGGUGAUGCUGUGUUGGGUAAACUAGAAACUAAAAUGGAGAAGUCCUCUCUGGAAAAUGUUCAGUUAGAAGACAUACUUCAUUUUCUUGCGAGAGAAGGAAUUGAUUCCCUUGCUACUACAGAAGAUCAGCUUUGUUACAUCUGGCGUUUAUUCCAACAUAGUGAGGAUAGGCUGAGAACUGCUUCUAGAGACUUGGAAGAGCUCAGAGUAAAACACAUGGAAGAAAUGAAAGAAGUGGAACAUUAUGUGAAUCAUGUCCGUCAAUUAACAGAAGAAAGAGAAGCCUUAACUCAUGAUUUUGAAAAAGAGAGUGAGAGACUUCAACUUGAAUUUAAAGAACUGCAGCUCCAACAGGAGAUCGAGCUAAAGGAGAUUGAAGGAAUGUUGGAUCAGGAGGGCUUAUCAGAAAUAGCUCAGAGCAGUCCCAGUGAACAGAUUGCAUAUUUAUUGGUAGAGAGAACAACAUUGUUGGAGAAGCUGGAAUUGGCUGAUCCCAAGUUAGAUUCAUAUAACUCAGUGGUUUAUGGCCUUCAGGAAGUUCAUCUUAAGGAUGAAUUUGAACAAAUCCAGACAUUAGAAGAUGAACUUCAAAAACAACAGGAAUCCUUGCAGUGGCCAAAAGAAACUCUGAAUAAGCCCCCUAAUGAAGAACUAGAGAAAGAGAAAACAGUACAAGGGAACCUCAAGAGGAAUGUAGAGGAAGAAGCAGCCAGAAGGUUACAGGAAGCCCAGGAAGAGAUCUGUAGACUGACCAAAAAACUAGAUACAAAGGAAAAAGAACACGAUAAACUCGAGCUUGCCUUGGAAUCAGCCCAACUAGAAAUUGAGGCUUUAAAAGGAAAUUUGAGUAGACUUAAAGAAAAUGAAUCAACCGACCUGCUAGAAGCAAAGCAGCACAAUCAUAGACUGGACACAGAGACUCUGGCAUUAAGAAAUCAUGUCCAGAAAGACUUGGAAAGAAAAAUGUGUGUGGAAUUGGUAAGACUUUAA